Molecule: messenger RNA, 7487 nt
Organism: Chelmon rostratus (copperband butterflyfish)
Lineage: Eukaryota; Metazoa; Chordata; Actinopteri; Chaetodontiformes; Chaetodontidae
Product: microtubule cross-linking factor 1
Exons: 15
Coding region: 443-6400 (1985 amino acids)
Biological process (GO): regulation of autophagy
Source: RefSeq, a predicted model, not a curated record
UCUUACAUGUCAGAUAGGAGGGAGUGGGAAGGGGUACGAGACGCGGGGGCCCAACGCUCGCAGCCCGGUGUAACAGGGGGAUGGAGACCGGAUCUGUGGAAGAAGAAGAGGGCUGAUGUGACUCCGACUGACUCUUUUCUUGGCAACUUGAGCAUUACGAGCUCCGUCUGCAGAUGCAACCUGUCUGUCAUCCCAUUCGUCCCAGUAAUCCCUUUUUUAUUGCAGGGGGCUACAAGCAGAGGGGACUACAAUGACAACCUGGUGAAUGCAGACGAGAUGGAGUAAAACACCCAGCACAACGCAGGAUGCGCAUCCCCAACCCGACAAGGAAGAAGGUAGAGAAACCUGGCUGCUUUCCUGGUGUCGCAUGUCAGAGAUUUUCCGCGGUGCUGUGGAUUGAUCGUUUCCUUCAUCGCCCUCCUGCUGCCGGUGUCGGUGUAUAAUGGAGAGCUCCAAUGGCUCUGGCAGCGACACCAAACCGCAGAACCACCAGUUGGAGAAGAAGAGACUGAACCGAGCGCCUUCCCCGGCCAGACCCUUCCUCAAGGAUGUGCACUCCCGCUCCACCAAGCCACCUGCCAUCGUACCAAAAUCCCCCAAACUCAACAAGCAGCAGCAGUCUGCCACACUGCCCUUGGCCCAUCCGAGCCGCAGCUCCAGACGCAACACAACCGGGUCGAAAGAGAAACUAGCCACGGCAAAAAGUAACGCCAAGUCUUCCGUGGCGAAGAAGCCCACAAAGGUGCCCCAGCAUGCAGCAGCCGAGCCCAAAGCCGCCGGCAUCAAACCGGACAGCACCAGCAGUCCGAUCCUCGCCAAAAGCAAGAAGGGGAAACUAGCCUCGGGGUCCCCGGGCCCUCUCAGCCAUGGAUCCCCGAUCCGGGUACCGACCGGAGCGCCUCUCGGCCGGGUCAGCCAGACCGACAGCAGCUCAGACCUGUCAGACUGCCCGUCCGAGCCGCUGUCGGACGAGCAGAGGCUGGCUCCGGCCGCUAGUAGCGACGCUGAGUCCGGUACCGGCUCUAGUGACCGUGAUCAGCUGGGAGCCGAUAAUCCGCUGCGGGCAGAGGCGACCGGAGCGGCUGCCGAUGCUCCACUGCGCACAACCGAGGCUUCCGCCGCCAAGGGAAGCAUGUCUCAGGCUCAGCCCGCUCCGGGGGCGCACGGGGAGAAACACAAGCAGGAGAAACCCUCAUCAAGCGCACAAUUCAGACUGCCGGCCACCAAGGAUGGAGCUGAGGACGACCUGCUGCGGGAGGUUGAGGAUCUGAGAUCUGAAAACGACUACCUCAAGGAUGAAGUGGACGAGCUGCGGGCGGAGAUGGAGGAGAUGCGAGACAGCUACCUGGAGGAGGAGGUCUACCAGCUGCAGGAGCUGCGGCGGGAACUCGACCGCUCCAACAAGAACUGCCGCAUCCUGCAGUACCGCCUGCGAAAGGCCGAGCAGAAGAGCCUGCGGGUCGCGCAGACCGGCCACGUGGACGGAGAGCUGCUCCGUAGUCUGGAGCAGGACUUGAAGGUGGCCAAAGACGUGUCGGUGCGCUUGCACAACGAGCUGGAGAGCGUGGAGGACAAACGCAGCAGGGCCGAGGACGAGAACGAGCUGCUCAGACAAAAGAUCAUCGAGGUGGAGAUUUCCAAACAGGCGCUGCACAACGAGCUGGAGAGGACCAAAGAGACUGCACUGAGGAGACGAGGGAGCAGGGAAACAUUUAAAGACAAGAAGUCCAUUAGUCAGGAGGACAGUGCAGACCUCAGGUGCCAGCUCCAGUUUGCCAAGGAGGAGUCCAGCCUAAUGAGAAAAAAGAUGGCGAAGCUGGGCCGGGAGAAGGAUGAACUGGAGCAGGAGCUGCAGAAGUACAAGUCAGUUUACGGGGACGUGGACAGUCCCCUACCCCUUGCCGAGUGCUCCGGUGGUGGUCCUCACACCACUCGAGAGGCUGAGCUGCGACUACGGCUCAAGCUGGUGGAGGAGGAGGCCAACAUCCUGGGCAGAAAGAUCGUGGAGCUGGAAGUGGAGAACCGCAGCCUGCGGGCGGAAAACGAAGACAUCCGCUGUCAGUAUGAAAGAGACUGCUUUGGGCGGGAACCCUUCUCCAGCAUGCCCUCCUCGCCAUACGGAGGCGAUGCGCUGGAGUCGGCCAGUGAGCUGCGUCGCCAUCUACAAUUUGUGGAGGAGGAGGCUGAGCUGCUGCGCCGCUCCAUCUCAGAGAUUGAGGACCACAACAGGCAGCUGACAUCUGAACUCAAUCGCUUCAAGUUCGGCCCCAGCAGCAGCUCUGGGCUUGUUGGCGAGGAGGGUAGUGAGGGAGGAUUAUUCAAACCUGGUAAUGGGGGGAACGGUAAUGGCUCCAGCAGCGGGAUGAUGAUGGAGGAGCUUAAAUCAGCCAGGAUGCAGAUAAACGAGCUGAGUGGAAAGGUGAUGAAGCUGCAGUACGAGAACCGAGUCCUCAUGUCCAAUGUCCAGCGCUGCGACCUGGCAGCGCACCUGGGCCUGCGCACCGGCAGCCCUCGAGACAGCGAUGCAGAGAGUGAUGCGGGCCGGCGAGAAGCAGCGGAGGACGAAGAGGCAGGGCGACUUCUUCUCCUCCACCCCAAAAGGGAGGGCCCUAUUGGGGGCGAGAGUGACUCUGAAGAUCUGUUUGAGAAGACAACAACCACCUCAGGGUUCGGAAGCAUCAAACCCUCAGAUGGCAGUGAGCUCAGCGCCACUGAACUGGCCAACCGCAGGAGGGAAGAACGGGAGUCAUUCACCAACGUCAAACGUGAGGCGGAAAGGCUCGGGAAGACAGUGGACCGUCUGAUCACAGACACUGACAGUCUGAUCUUCGAGGGCAGGCUGCUGGUGACGACAGGAGAGAGCCUGGAAGGAGGGGCGGCGUCUGGAAACAAACCAGACACCCAAGUCCUGGACACCAUCAACACUCGCAUGAAGGCCUUCCGCACUGAGCUACACAUCUUCGUAGAGAAGCUGGACCACAUAGGGGAGGGGCUGAGAGAAAGGACAGACGACCUGUCACCCAUGCCAAACCUCACAGAGUCCAGCAGCUUCCUGUCCACAGUCACCUCCAUGUCCCGUGACUCUCCCAUUGGCACCUUUGGAAGAGACCUGGUGACAGACUUCCAGUCCGGUCAGAGGGAUGAGCUGGAGUGGCGUCUAGGACAGGAGCGAGGCGUGGAGCCCCAGAGCCAGAGCCAGGGUGGGGGCCAGGCCCAGAGCAGGGGAGCCACGGGACUCACUAGGUACCACAGGCCCCUGGCUUUAAGAGCAGAGCUCCGGGACACGCCUGCGUCCGACAUCCAGUUUCGCCUGGAUCACGAACGAAGGCUGCGAGCGGCGGCGGAGGAGCGGGAGGCCGCCGUGUCACUGCCUCAGCAGGAAGACGAGCGCUUGCGUCUGGAGGCCCAGCGUGGAGGUCUGGAGCUGCAGGGGCUCCAGAGUCACGAGGUGCCCUGGCCUCAGGAGAGAGCCAUGCUGCAGCAAGAGGUCCGACUCUUCAGACGCAACACCAUCAUCUUCUACAUGAAGCUCAGGUGGAUCCUCAUGCACUGGAGGCUUGGCCGCAAGGACGACUCCGGAGAGGAGCCCGUGCACCCGGAGUUCGAGAAGUUGGAGGGCAUCCCAGAGUUGGGAGUGAUAAUGGAGCAGGCGGAGGGGGAGUCGGAUCGAGACGACAGGCUGUGUUUACCGCAAACCCCAGGGGACGUCCCCGACACCGGGCCCAUCAUCCCUCUGCCGUCACCUGAUCGACACCUGCAGCAUCAAAGACAGUUUGGGGAGAACCGGCAGGUGCUGCAGGCCCUGCGGACGCUGCUGGAGGAGUUUCGGGAGGAGCUGCAGGAGGAGGAGGCGCGGCGAUGCCAACUGCAGCAGUCCUACGCCAAUGACAAAGCUGCCUGGGAGGUCAAGUGGGCAGAGAUGAAGUGCCAGGUCGCCCAGCUGGAGGAGGAGGCGCAAGGCAAGGUGCGAGGCGAAGCGCAGGGAGGAGAAGGGGAACUCGCCGCAGACCCCGAGUGGGCCCUGAACCAGGAGCGCAAGGAGCACCGGCGCCUGCUGGCCGAGAGCCACAGCGCCUCCCUGGACCUCCGCUGGAAGCUGCAGCACGGGGAGAAGCGGUGGGGCCGCGAGAGGGCCGAACUGCUGGAGCGCUUCGACCAGGAGCGGCAGGAGUGGGACGGCAGCAUGAGGGAGCUCCACCGCAAGAUGGAGAGGAUGCAAAGAGAGCUGAACACCCGGCGCGCCGAGAGCAUAGACGUCAAAGAUGGCGGCUCAGGCCACAGAGGUGUGUUUUCCCCUCAGGACAGUCCCCGCAACGCCCCCCGCUCACCUCGCUCCCCACGCUCCCCCUGUACGUCCACCCCUGUCCCCGUCCACCCCAUGCGCUCCCACUCCGACUCUGAGGCCAUGCUGGAGGAGCAGGGGGCCGCGAUGAGGCUGAAAGGCCCGACGGAGAACUUGUUCCUGGACGCGCUGUCUCUGGACCCCCUCAGUGGCCUGGAGGUCCCACCACCCUCCAGAUUGGAGAGUGAGAAGAGGUUCCCCUGCAUGAAGGAGGCUCUAAAUGAGAUUUCGGAGAGAGAAGGCGAUCCCGAGUACCCAGAGGAGGAGAUGGGCGGUGGGAGUCUGCUCAGAGCCAAGUCAGUGUGCUCCAUGAGUGACUUCCAGCGGUUGAUGGACAGCUCGCCGUUCCUGCCUGACAAGACUCGCCAUGGUGAUCAGGGCCAAGACGACAUCACCCCGCCGCUGUCCCCGGACGACCUCAAGUACAUUGAGGAGUUCAACAAUAAGGGCUGGGACUUCCCAUCAUCCACCUCUGGCCCGGGUCCCGCCCGGGAAGUGUGGACAGACAAAACCCCCGAGGCCCGGGGAGGGGAGCCCGUUCUUGAUCCAUUCCAGCCAGCCUCCUGGUUCCUCACCACCAGCGCCACCCUGACCACCAGCACCCUGAGCAGCCCUGAGCACUGCCACAAGUCCCCGCUGAGGGGCAACGGAGCAGGGGCGGCAGGGGUGGGAGUGGAGCACUGUGGGGUUCACAUCCUCCACAGCCCCACCAGACCUGGGGCAGCUGAGCGUCCUACUGCCCAAGACCCGGACUUCCUGUAUGCUAAAGGGACCAAAGCCAGGGGGGGAGGAGAGGCUGGGGUGGGAGCCAGCGGGCCAGAUGAGGUGUUCAGCAGUGGGCGGUGGGCAUGUGGCCUUCUGGAGAGUGGGGGAUUGAGGACUUCUCCUAACCAGUCUCCUAUCUGCCCCACAGUGGGCUACACCUCCUCUCUGGAGCUCCAGCUCUCCAGAAACAUGAGUGAUGACAUGAAGGAGGUGGCGAUCUCUGUGAGGAACGCAAUCCGCUCUCCGCCAGGGCCCGUCGUGAGGGACUCUGCCUGCCAGACCAACGGAUUCACCACGCGAGGCACUCAGACCACCCAGACUAUCAGUGUGGGUCUGCAAACGGACCUGCUGAGGAACCUGACCAGCAGCCCCCACCGUUGCCUCACCCCGAAAGGUGGCGGCACGCCUAUAUCUUCCCCGUCGCGCAGCCUGAGGAAGGUUCCGUACUCUCCUGUCGUCCAGAGCAAGUUUGAGCGACCCUGCUGCUCGCCAAAGUACGGCUCGCCCAAGCUCCAACGCAAACUGUCCACAUCCAACAAGGCUGAUCUACCCAAUGCCAGCCGCGCUCCCACCCCCACCACGCCGCAGAAGGGCAACAACGAGUCGGCGUGGGCCCGCUCCACCACCACUCGCGACAGCCCCGUCCAUACCACCAUCAACGAUGGCCUCUCCAGCCUCUUCAACAUCAUCGACCACACCCCAGUGGCCUACGACUCCAUGCAGAAAUUCAACAAGUCCCCCAGUCGCUCCCGCCCCGCCCCUCCCUCCACCGCCGAGCCCAGCCCCGCUCAAGACCCCAGGAACGUGCAGGAGUGCUCGCGAGCUGCUCGCGGGCGCUCGCCCAGCCCCGUGCAGCUGAUAGUGGAGACGCAGGGGGACAAAAACCCAGAAGUGGUGAGCAUACGGCAGGACCUGUCGGCCCCGCCGGGCUACACGCUGGCUGAAAACGCAGCCCGCAUCCUUAAUAAGAAGCUGCAGGAGCAGGGCAUUAGAGAGGAGAGGAGGCUGCAGGCUGGAGGACAGAGCAGCCACAGCAGAGACAGCAGCAGGCAGGCCGACUCAGACAGAGGACAGUCUGGAUGUAUGGAGGACCUGCCUCGCUCUCCGGUGGCUCCACCCCUGGACUCCUGCUUCCUGAGACCGGCCCGCCCGGCCAACCGCCGACCCCCCUCACGCUGGGCCGCCCGCUCCCCCUCCUCCUCCCCUAAGUGGAGCGAGGGCUCGAAGAGGCGGUUCACCUUCCCGCCGCCGGGACACCGGAAGACCAUCCUGGAGGGCGAGGAGCCAGCGUGAGGCCCUCCUCUACCUCCUCUCACCCCACUCCACCUCAGCCUAAAAGACCCAGUACCUCAGAAACCCCCUCCAAAUGUAGAGACUCCGACGAGACGGAGCCUGAAGGGGGGGUCGUGAUCCACCCAGUAGCACCAGCUGACCAUCGAGGAACCAGAACUUCACUUUAGAAGAGCCUGGAAUGUUCUGUAAUAUCAAAAAAAGACAUAAAACUACAUUUUCAUAAGAGGUGCCUGCACACACUUGAGUUACUCAUCACCCCACAUGUGUGUAUACGUGUAUUUAAUACAUAUGUGUGUAUUUUAGUCACAAUUCUGAACCUUUUUUCAGGUGAAAACUGUCAGUCAGCUGUUGCAUUUGUAUGAAGUUUACACCAUUUUUUUCCUCAUCUGUUUACAGUUUUCUUUUUCUACGUAAAACAUCUUUUACGUCGUCCCGCAUCAGUCGACGUUCGAGCUGUUUUUUGUUUUUUUUUUGUCCAAGAAGAGCGUAGCCUCACCUUUGUGUUGCCGGCCUUUGACUUUUCUGUUCAGCUUCAAGGAGAGGGAAGACAACACAAGCAAACAAACGUAAACUAACCUCUGCUUCAUCGGGUCCGAAGCAGAGGCACAUGAUGUCAUUUCUGAUGCUGAUGUAAAUUAUUUUUACGUUGGGAUGAAUGUUUGGCUCCGUAAACAUGUAGAAGAUGGGUGACGACAAACUGAAUAACCUUAUGCAUAACUGGAAGGCAGUUGUACAAAUAUCAGUCAAAUAUUUGCAUGCCUUUUGAACACUAGCACUUUAGUGCAUGUACAUACGAGCUCUAGUCAUUUGUGAUCACUCGGCUCCGCUGUGGGGAAAAAGAAAAAAAAACUGUCGUGAUGGGAACUCUUCAGCUGUUGUUUUUGUUGUCACAUGAUUUGCAUUGACUAAAAUAAGAAUUUUUAAGUAAAUUGUUGUACCUACCAGGCUGUCUUUGUACAGUUGUUACUAUUGGAUAUGAAUAACUUUUUUCUUUUGACAGAAAAAAGGGAUUGUGGGUAAAAAAUCUGAAUGUUUUAAAUGAAAAGUCUAUGUCAAAAAGUCUAAUGAUCUAUAGUCUUAUGUAAAU